CCAUUGCAGCUGGAUAUUUAAGAGAUGCCGCAGCCAAAUGGUACGAUGAAAAUCAAGGAAAUUACCAAGGAUGGCAUGUACAAGGAAAUCCUAAUAGCUUUGUAAAUGCAUUCUUAAACUAUUUUGCCAACGCUACCAUGAAAAAUAGAUGGAUGUCUGAGUUGGAAAUGAUUAAACAAAAUCCUGGACAAAGUGUAUCUGAUUAUGCUCAAAAGUUCAAGAUGUUAAUGCAACGAGUUGAUACUACUGAAGGAUUUGGACAACAUUAUAUUGUUACUGAUGUUAAAGAAAAUGAAACAGCAGAACAAAUCACUGUCAAAGCUCUUAUUCCAAAAGAAAUUAUCUCAACUGGAGAAACUGACAUUGGACAAACCCCAUAUGUAAAUCAUCAAAUACCUCUCAAACUCGGAGUUAGACCUGUUGCUCAUCCACCAUAUAGGUUAAACUAA
Messenger RNA from Funneliformis geosporum, 449 nucleotides. Lineage: Eukaryota; Fungi; Glomeromycota; Glomeromycetes; Glomerales; Glomeraceae. The record is from the annotation of a GenBank genome assembly.